GCUACCCGGGCCCAGCCCCGCCUGCGCCCCUAUAAAACGCCUUCCCGGGCUCUUUGUGGGGCCGCGAGCUCGGAGAGAGCCGGCAGCAGGGCUGUCUCUGCCAGGCGCACCCCGCGAUCGCCCGGUUUCCCCGCAUCUAACUCGCUGCGCCCCGGCGAGAGCGCCCUGCCGUUGCGCACGGAACAUCCUCCAGCUGCGCGCACGCGGGGACCCCUUCUUUAGAGCCCAGGGGUGCGGGUCAGCUUCCUCUCGGACUUCAUGUCUGUGCAUUUCCCCAUUCACUGCCCUGAUUUCCCGAGUUCCGCGGAGAUGACCGAGGUGAUGAUGAAUACCCCAUCUAUGGAGGAGAUGGGCCUCAGCCCCCGUAAAGACGGCCUUUCCUACCAGAUCUUUCCCGACCCAUCGGACUUCGAGCGCUGCUGCAAACUCAAGGACCGUCUGCCAUCCAUCGUGGUGGAGCCCACCGAGGGCGAGGUAGAGAGUGGGGAGCUGCGGUGGCCCCCCGAAGAGUUCCUGGUCCAGGAGGAUGAGCAGGACAACUGUGACAAGACGGCCAAGGAGAACACGGAGCAGUAGACACCCCGCAGGUGGCCCUGGGAUGCCACCCACCUCACCGGCCUCCCUGAACUGUUUGUUCUUUCCCAGAAUGGCCAGAGCAGAAGCCACUGGCGUAGACACUAGCCGGCGAUGGCUUUUGUGUACCUGCGAGUCACUGAGCUGGUGUCUUUCCCUUUCUUUUCCCUUUUCUGAGAUGUUGCAGGCAGGAAGCCCUGAGAGAGGACUCUGAGCUGCAGGGCUGGGCUGGGAGUCUGGGGGUGGGGGUGGAUCUUGGGGUGCAUAUGGGGGGACAGUGCAAAGCAGCAGGGGAAGCUUCGAGGGAGGAAACAAUGGGAGAAAACCCAAGUGAAGGCUUGGGAGGUCUACUCAGAGCCCCUCUCUCUCCCUGGCCCUUGCCCCAAGGCGCACACCCUGACUUUGCUUCUCUAUUAGCUGUACUUUUUAUCUCUGGGGAGACAGAAAAGGGGGACCAGGAGACAAAAAUGAUGUUGCCGGGCUGGAUGGGCUUUUUUUCUGGUUCCUUCUCUACCAGGCCUGUGCCCCAGGCUGCAGCCACUUUUGGGGGCUCCAGAAGGUUCCCAGCUCUCAUUUCCUUCUGGAAAUAAUUUUCAGCUUCUCCACCCUCAUGUCACCUUUCUGAGCCUCCCAGCCUUUUGGGGGAGUAGAUGGAGCUUUUCCCUGGCAGAUGCUUCAGCAGAAAAGUUCCCCCUUCUCCAUUUCCCCCAAGAUUGGCUCUGAGUCUGGGCAGAAGCCCAGGGUUGCCCCCAUCACACCCCAUCAACUCCUCUCACCUUUGGCAUCAGCAGGAGUCCCAAUGUGAGACCUCCAGCAGCUGUGUGUGGCGUCUGGGAUGGGCCACACAAGGGACAGGCUGCUCUUUCUGUUUCUUGCCUAGGAAGGACUUUCCUGCCUCUCCCCUUGUUAAUGUCAGAUUUGGGGGUUAUGGUUGCCCAAGGCACUCCUGCUGCAUUUUGGGGUGUCUUGAGCAUCUCCCCAUGGAAGGGUGGAUGGUGAGGGAGCCAGAAGCAGUAUCCUCAGCCCCCCUCAGUUUGCUGGUCCCUGAAAGGGCAGAGAAGUCUGCUAGAAUAAGGAGGCCCCAUCUUGAUUAGAAGCUUCUACAACAGACUAUGGGACAGGCUCUUCCAGCCAUCACAGAGCAGGACUGGAUGGCCAGAAAGAAACCCCACCCUCUACUCCCCAGUCCCCACAGCCUUCCUAAGGUUCUCCCAUGCCUUCCAGGUACCCCCUUAUGCCUAAAGUCUUUGGUCAGCCCUCCUCACCCUCUUAGGGGCUUGCAUGUAGAGUUGGGUUUGGUACCCCCAAGUCAGGGUGACCCUAGAGAAGCUGAGGGUGGGCUGUAAACUCAGGCAGGUGCAAGGUUUGCUUGGGAAAGCCCCAGACAUGCCUCCCCCGUCCCUCAAAGCUGUGCUGUGUUGUCCGCUCCUGCCCUACCCUUCAAAUGCAAUAACUUCUCCCAGCCUUGCAGAAAGGGGAGAGAUCUGGAACCCAUGUGGGGUUGGGGGGGAACCCCUGGGCUCUUGCUUUUCUCCCAUCCAGUGGCCGAGCAAGCCUUUCCCGUCCUGCCCAGCCACCAGCCACGACCCCUUCCCCUCUCUCUAUCUCCCCAACCCCAUGCCUCCCUCCAUGGAUGGGGUUUUGCCUUGGAGAAUCCUGUGUCUCGUGUGCCCUGUUCUGUCCUGGUCUUGCCCUGUGUUGGAGAUGUGCUUGUAGACUGCAUAACAAACUGACUUGGUGUCUAUGUGUGUGCUUGGGGUGGGGGGGUGUUUCCUUUUUUUUUUGUUCUACUGGGCUCUGGCCCCCAUUGUAUGACCAUGUGGAAUUGGAGCAGGCCUUGUGUGUAGGGGGAGGUCUGACCCUCCUCUCGGCUCAGCCUAUUGGGGGGGUGGGGGGGGCUCACUCAGCCCUUCUUGAACAAGUGGCUGAGCUCCUUUCUGGCCGCCCAUUUUGUUUUGUUUUGUUUUGUUUUUUUUUUAAAGUAACUCGUGUGUGUUUCUAACUGAUCGUAUUGAGAAACAAACAGCCCUAGUAUCUCAGUAAACACGCCUGUUGUAAGAGAAACCUGUAACUUCUAUCUGUUCUUUUUUGAGGCUCAGGGAGAAACUAGCUUUGUUGUGUUCUGUUUUGUUUGUUUUCUGAACUCGUUUUUGUCACUGUGACAGUUGUAAAUAAAGUUUGAAAAUGCUUUCCA
Molecule: messenger RNA, 2767 nt
Organism: Suncus etruscus (white-toothed pygmy shrew)
Lineage: Eukaryota; Metazoa; Chordata; Mammalia; Eulipotyphla; Soricidae
Gene: LBH
Product: LBH regulator of WNT signaling pathway
Exons: 3
Coding region: 259-576 (105 amino acids)
Biological process (GO): positive regulation of DNA-templated transcription
Cellular component (GO): nucleus
Source: RefSeq, a predicted model, not a curated record